Microthlaspi erraticum is the source of this 657-nucleotide messenger RNA. Lineage: Eukaryota; Viridiplantae; Streptophyta; Magnoliopsida; Brassicales; Brassicaceae. The record is from the annotation of a GenBank genome assembly.
AUGAGAAUAAGAGAGACAGCACAACUGUACCUAACAGAAACAAGCGAGUCUAGUAGAUGGCAUGCGAGGUUGGGCCAUCUAAACUUUGAGAACCUGAAGACGAUGAUAGACAAAGGAGUUGUACGAGGAAUCCCAAGAGUGAAUAUCGAAAAGAAGAUAUGUGGAGCAUGUCUACUUGGGAAGCAGACAAGGCAAGUGUUUCCACAAGCUUCUUCCUUUAGAGCAAGCAAGAAGCUUGAACUAGUUCAUGGAGAUCUCUGCGGGCCAAUAACUCCAAGUACAGCUGCUGGAAACCGAUACAUAUUCGUUCUCAUAGACGACUACUCCAGGUACAUGUGGACAGUUCUGAUGCAAGAGAAGAGUGAAGCUUUUACAAAGUUUAAAAACUUCAAGAACUUGGUGGAGCAAGAAGCAGGAACAAGGAUUCAGACCUUCAGGACAGAUAGAGGUGGAGAGUUCUUAUCACAUGAGUUUACUCGGUUCUGUGAAACUUCAGGUGUAAAGAGGCAUCUUACCGCUCCUUAUACUCCUCAACAAAACGGCGUUGUUGAAAGGCGAAAUAGGACUCUGAUGGAGAUGACAAGGAGUAUAAUGAAGCACAUGCAUGUACCAAACUAUCUCUGGGGAGAAGCAGUACGACAUUCAACUAUCUCUUAA